AUGUCCGACACUCCAGCCAACAAAUACCAAAUAACCUUGUCUGACGAAUCCAAGGAAAGAAUCGCCAAGAUCUUGGAAUACUCCAAAACCAUUGCCCAUUACGGUUUCAUUCCAUUUGUGUUGUACUUGGGUUGGUCCAGCACUCCAAGCAAGCCAUCCUUGUUCAACUUGUUGAGCCCAUUCCCAUCUGCCUAG
Scheffersomyces stipitis CBS 6054 is the source of this 195-nucleotide messenger RNA. RefSeq names its product Tom7p (gene TOM7). Bases 1 to 195 code for a protein of 64 amino acids. The record is from RefSeq and is a predicted model, not a curated record. Gene Ontology annotation, biological process: protein insertion into mitochondrial outer membrane; protein import into mitochondrial matrix. Gene Ontology annotation, cellular component: mitochondrial outer membrane translocase complex; mitochondrial outer membrane. NCBI's taxonomy places the organism in Eukaryota, Fungi, Ascomycota, Pichiomycetes, Serinales, Debaryomycetaceae. The transcript has a single exon.